AUGGCCGGUCGCUACUCCAACCUGCCACCGCCGCCGACCCGCGACUCGCUCGAACUCGCCUCGCUGGCCUCGUCGUCGCAUCCGUCGCGACGGACUUCGGAGGAAUCUUCUUCCUCAGGCGCGCCAUCUUCGCGCCGACUGUCUUUUGACGACGAAGACCCCUUGUCUGAGUUGAAUCCAGCCGGCCAUGAUGCGAAUAGACCACGGCAUAAGCACAAUCGCUCGUAUAGCGUGACGUCCGCCUUUGACUUUGCGCCUAACCUAUUCCCGCUCUCUAGCACAGCACAAGGAUACACAGCUUUGGGCGCGCCAUCGAAUCCAGCUUUGGACCCAUCGAAUGCGCUUAAUGGCGGCUCAUUGGAGAGGAACAAGAGUUUAACAUAUCUCAAUGGGUUAUCGCUAGUCAUUGGACUUAUCAUAGGAAGUGGCAUCUUCUCUUCGCCGUCGCAAGUCAACAAGAAUGCUGGCUCGCCUGGCGCGUCACUGCUGGUCUGGGUGGUAGCUGGUAUCCUGGCCUGGACAGGUGCUGCAAGCUAUGCGGAGCUCGGAGGAGCCAUACCGCUGAACGGCGGUGCUCAGGUCUAUUUGUCCAAGAUAUUUGGAGAGUGGGCAGGUUUCUUGUUCACAUGGUGUGCAGUCAUGGUGCUCAAGCCGGGCUCGGCAGCCAUCAUAGCAAUCAUUUUUGGAGAAUAUUUGGUGCGCGCGAUAAUCGGGGCCGAGGCUGUGGAUGCGAGUACGUGGUUGAACAAGAGCGUGGCUUUGGUGGGACUCGUCUUUGUCACCCUCCUCAACUGCGUAUCCACAAAGCUGGGCACGAGGAGCGCUGAUAUCUUCAUGUUUCUCAAGUUCUUCGCAUUGCUGGGAGUAACAGUAAUCGGUAUCGUCGUCGCCGCCACUGGUUUUUCAUACAAGGGCGAUGCGAAUAAAGACUGGAAAGACCGCGGCUGGUUCGACGGCACCAGCGAGAACGUCAGCAACUGGGCGGUGGCGCUGUAUGCUGGCCUAUGGGCGUUUGAUGGCUGGGACAAUGUCAACUAUGUCACCGCCGAGUUCAAGAACCCUACCCGCGACCUACCCCGCGUAAUUCACACGUCCCUGCCGCUCGUCAUACUCUGCUACCUUCUAGCAAACGUAUCAUACUUCCUCGUGCUUCCCACAUCCAUCAUCGAGUCGUCGAAUACUGUUGCUGUGGCCUUUGGAUCGCAGGUCUUCGGGCCUGUUGGCUCCCUUAUACUCGCCCUGUUUGUGUCGGGAUCAUGUUUCGGUGCGCUGAAUGCAACUACCUUCACUUCUGGUCGCCUUGUGUACGCAGCAGGAAAAGAAGGCUAUCUGCCCUCGUUAUUCGGAAACAUUGGGCUUGGAAAGAAUCAUCGUGCCAUACGGUUGCACAGUAUGAAUGCAAACCAAGGAAAGAGCAAGAUAUCUAGUAAGCUAGUAAGCUGGUUUGCAGAUGAAGAUGCGGGCUUCUUCUUUACACCCAUAUCCGCCAUGGUACUCAAUGCCACACUCACGGCCGUCUACAUUGUGGUCGGAUCUUUCGAUACACUCGUUACCUUUUACGGCGUCGCUGGAUACGCCUUCUACUUCCAAACUGUGCUCGGCCUCAUUAUCCUACGAGUCCGCGAACCAGAUCUAGAAAGGCCAUACAAGACCUGGAUCACCACACCCAUCAUUUUCUGCUGCGUCAGCUUAUUCCUACUCUCUCGAGCCGUCUUCGCCGAGCCACUCCAAACGCUCCUCGUCGUCGCAUUCAUGGUUGUAGGCCUAGUAAUCUGGUUUGCAUGGGUAGGCCGUCGUCGAGGUCAAGAAAGGAAUAAAUUCCGCAUGCCCGACGAAACAAACGAGAAAGUAGGCUGGAAAUUCUGGCAACGAUGGAGAAGAUCAUGA
This is a messenger RNA of Pyrenophora tritici-repentis Pt-1C-BFP, 1887 nucleotides long. RefSeq names its product PotE, Amino acid transporter. Gene Ontology annotation, cellular component: membrane. Gene Ontology annotation, molecular function: L-amino acid transmembrane transporter activity. Gene Ontology annotation, biological process: amino acid transmembrane transport. NCBI's taxonomy places the organism in Eukaryota, Fungi, Ascomycota, Dothideomycetes, Pleosporales, Pleosporaceae. The record is from RefSeq and is a predicted model, not a curated record.